Trypanosoma grayi is the source of this 1437-nucleotide messenger RNA. RefSeq names its product histidyl-tRNA synthetase. The coding region runs from base 1 to 1437 and encodes 478 amino acids. The record is from RefSeq and is a predicted model, not a curated record. The transcript has a single exon. Gene Ontology annotation, molecular function: histidine-tRNA ligase activity; ATP binding. NCBI's taxonomy places the organism in Eukaryota, Euglenozoa, Kinetoplastea, Trypanosomatida, Trypanosomatidae. Gene Ontology annotation, cellular component: cytoplasm. Gene Ontology annotation, biological process: histidyl-tRNA aminoacylation.
AUGUCGAAGGGAAUCGACAACGCUUCUAUCCUUGCGGAGAUCGCGCAGCUAAAGCAGCUGCUCGCGGAAAAGGAGGCGCUUGUAACCGUCGAUGGUACCGGGGCGCUCGCAAAGAAGUCCAAAAAAAAGAGCCAGAUGAACAUGGUGGAGACGGAGCCGGUGCAGGGGUGCCGCGACUUCCCACCGGAGUUGAUGCGCACCCGCUCAUACCUGUUCAACGCUUUCCACGCCACCGCAAAGAGGUUCGGCUUCGAAGAGUACGACGCGCCUGUGCUAGAGUCGGAGGAGCUCUACGUGCGCAAGGCUGGGGAGGAGAUCACCGAGCAGAUGUUUAACUUCAUUACGAAGGGCGGCCACCGCGUAACGCUGCGGCCAGAAAUGACGCCGUCGCUGGCCCGACUCCUGCUGGGCAAGGGACGCUCGCUCCUUCUGCCGGCGAAGUGGUACUCCAUUCCGCAGUGCUGGCGCUACGAGGCUAUUACGCGCGGCCGCCGUCGUGAGCACUACCAGUGGAACAUGGACAUUGUUGGUGUGAAGACGGUGUCGGCGGAGGUGGAAUUGGUGUGUGCAGCGUGCUUUGCCAUGCAGAGCUUGGGCCUCUCAGCGAAGGAUGUUGGCGUGAAGAUCAACUCACGCAAAGUCCUGCAGACAGUGGUGGAACAGGCGGGGGUGACGCCCGACAAGUUUGCCCCAGUGUGUGUUAUUGUUGACAAGAUGGAGAAGCUCCCGCGGGAGGAGGUGGUGGAGCAGCUCGCCGCGCUGGGCCUCGAGAGCGGCGUGGUGGAUGCUAUUACAACGACACUUGGCCUCAAGUCUGUUGACGAGAUUGCGCAGCGCAUUGGCGAGCAGCAUGAGGCCGUGCAGGAGCUGCGAGACUUUUUCGCCCAAGUGGAGGCGUACGGCUACGGCGAGUGGGUCCUCUUCGACGCGAGCGUGGUGCGUGGGCUGGCGUACUACACUGGUAUCGUGUUCGAAGGCUUUGACCGUGCAGGGAAGUUUCGUGCCGUAUUUGGAGGUGGGCGCUACGACAAUUUGCUCACGACGUACGGCAGCCCGACACCCAUCGCGUGCUCCGGUUUCGGCUUCGGCGACUGCGUCAUUGUGGAGAUGCUGGAGGAUAAGAAGCUGCUGCCGGAGCUCCUCAACGUUGUGGAUGAUCUCGUGAUUCCUUUUGAUGAGUCCAUGCGGCCCCAUGCACUGGCGGUGCUUCGUCGACUGCGCGACGCUGGCCGCAGCGCGGACAUCAUACUUGACAAAAAGAAAGUUGUGCAGGCAUUUAACUACGCCGACCGUAUCGGUGCAGUGCGUGCGGUGCUCGUGGCGCCCGAGGAGUGGGCGCGCGGCGAGGUGCGAGUGAAGAUGCUGCGCGAGGGCGCCGGCAAGGAGGAGGGCACCGCUGAGCGUGGCGCCGCGGUACCUGUCGACCGCCUCGUAUGA